Messenger RNA from Glycine soja, 2244 nucleotides. Its product is annotated as coiled-coil domain-containing protein SCD2-like. The coding region runs from base 101 to 1387 and encodes 428 amino acids. The transcript is spliced from 14 exons. Lineage: Eukaryota; Viridiplantae; Streptophyta; Magnoliopsida; Fabales; Fabaceae. Gene Ontology annotation, biological process: cytokinesis by cell plate formation. The record is from RefSeq and is a predicted model, not a curated record.
UGUCUCUCUCACACUCGGUCUGAGACUAACUAACGACUUACCAGUAAAGAGACAUUAAUUAAUUUGCAAAAAGAAGAAGCAUUGAGAUUGGGAUUGGGAGAUGGAGCGGAAGUGGAGCAGUGAAUCUGGUGGGAAUGUGAUAUCGUCGCCAUCACACUCGCGUAAUGGGCAUUCUCGCUCCUCUUCGCUCACUAUCCCCGGAGGAGGAAUUUCAACCGUCAAAAGGACUCAGAAUGUUGCUGCCAAAGCCGCCGCUCAGCGCCUCGCCCAGGUCAUGGCUUCUCAGACUGCCGACGACGACGACGACGACGAAGACGAUCUAGGAUUUCGCUACACUGCUCCUCCACCUCUCUCUCUUUCCAGGAGCUCUGCUAGAUCUCCAUCUCCUGCGUUAGCUCGGAACCUCGUAGAAGAAUCAUCAAUGUAUCUUCGCCCAGCACCACCUGCUGCUGGUAAUAAUAGACCACCGCUAAGCCUCAGGACUCCAGCUCCUGUUCUGCCCUUUGACCCUCCCAUUCAUAAUAAUAAUAAGCCCAAAGAUAAAAGAUUUCCGUUUGAUGCUGGACUCCUUCAACCAAAAGAUUCAGGAGACCAGCGUGAGGCUUCUGCACUUCGUGAUGAGGUUGAUAUGCUGCAGGAAGAGAAUGAAAGUAUUCUAGACAAGCUCAGACUCGAGGAAGAGAGAUGCAAGGAAUCAGAGGCCAGAGUUAGGGAGCUUGAGAAGCAGGUUGCUUCCCUUGGAGAAGGUGUAUCUUUGGAAGCAAAACUCUUGAGCAGAAAGGAAGCAGCAUUGCGUCAAAGAGAGGCUGCGCUUAAAAAUGCCAAAGACUCUAAGGAUGGAGUUGAUAAAGAAAUCACAUCUCUACAGGCUGAAAUUGAGAAUGCAAAAGUUGAGACCGAGGCUGCAGUGAGACAGCUUAAUGGAGCUGAAUCUGAAGUAAAAGCUCUUCGAUCAAUGACUCAAAGAAUGAUAUUAACUCAGAAAGAAAUGGAAGAAGUUGUUCUAAAGAGGUGUUGGCUUGCUCGUUAUUGGGGUUUAGCUGCAAAAUAUGGCAUCUGUGCAGAUGUUGCAGUUUCAAAGUAUGAACUUUGGUCAUCCUUAGCCCCUCUUCCGUUUGAGGUUGUUGUUUCUGCUGGACAAAAGGCUAAGGAGGAAUGCUGGGAAAAAGGUGAUGAUGCAACAGAGAAGAGGAGCAAACUUGUUCCUGACUUAAAUGAUCUUACUGGAGAAGGAAAUAUUGAAAGUAUGCUUUCAGUUGAAAUGGGACUAAAGGAGCUUGCUUCUUUAAAGGUUGAGGAUGCUAUUGUGCGAGCACUAGCCCAACAACGGCGUCCAAAUUCUGCUCGACAAUUAGUCUCAGGACCCCCUUCAAGUAGGAAUGAAUAGUGAAUUUUAUCACCCCUACACAGCCAGUCUAGCAUCAAGCAUAGAAUAUAAAUGCAGUCAAGCAUCAAUCUUCUCUCCUUCAGCAUCAAGCAUAGAAUAAGAAUUCUUGGCGAGAGGAGCAUUGUCAUAGUCCUUGUAGCCUUGGCCAGUCAACCACAAUUUUCUGUUAAAGGUUAAUUAUAGUUGCUUUCAACUAAUUUGUCAGUAGAGAGAGGAGCAUUGUCAUAGUUGGUGAAAAUAGGGGGUCUCCUCCUUUAGGGUAUCGUGGCAUCAGCACCAGCCAUGAUUCGGAUCAUGAGGUGCAAAAUAACACCCACAGGAUAUGUCAUUGGAUUUAAGCAAGUGUAUUCAUCAGCUUAAAGCAUUUGUCAUUAGAUUUAAGCGAUGUACUCAUCAGCUUAAAGCAUAACGGAAAAGGUGGGGCCAAAUUUGAAGAGAGGGCAGCAAAUUGGUGAUUUAAGCAACACCAAUGGCAAUUGGAGUUGGAAGUGGCACAUCGACUAUGUAUCAAAUGGCAUUAGAAUGCACAUGCAGGUGUGUGGAAGGAUGAACAACAGAUAUUCAGGGGCUUGUUGAUCAGAGCACAGUGCACUCUAAACAGGAUGGUGGCAAUGGUGGGGUGGUAGGCCACUGACAUAAGUGAAUAGGCUGUGGGAAAAUUCCUGUGGAGGCAAGGCAACUAACUGGGAAGAAGACAUGGCUGACUGUAGAUAAUUUUUAUUGGAAGACAGUGAAUCCAUGAAAUGUGCAUGGAUUUGGGUUGCCUCUCUAUUUGACUGUUUUUAAAUGCAUUAAAUCUGUCGGAUUGAAAUCCAUCUUUCUUAUGUACUAAUAACAUUCGGUACACUUUUGGCCAU